This is a messenger RNA of Verticillium alfalfae VaMs.102, 1176 nucleotides long. RefSeq names its product cytochrome P450 86A1. The transcript is spliced from 2 exons. NCBI's taxonomy places the organism in Eukaryota, Fungi, Ascomycota, Sordariomycetes, Glomerellales, Plectosphaerellaceae. Gene Ontology annotation, molecular function: iron ion binding; monooxygenase activity; oxidoreductase activity, acting on paired donors, with incorporation or reduction of molecular oxygen. The coding region runs from base 1 to 1176 and encodes 391 amino acids. The record is from RefSeq and is a predicted model, not a curated record.
AUGCCAAUAAAAAAUACGGUACCACGACCUCUCGUCACUUAUCACUCGCGCAGCGAAACUGACAAGGAAACUCCAGGACCCGUUGCUAGGAUCGCACCCAACUGGGUCGUGUGUGGCGAUGGCGCCGAGCUUCGACGCCUGUGGGGAGUGCGCUCUGGCUGGCAGCGAGGGCACUGGUAUCGCGGGCUUCGCAUCGACCCAUACAAGGACAACACGUUCUCAACCACAGACGACAAGGUCGCAGGACUUGUCCAUCUCCUCGAGUCCAAGUAUAUUGCAACCGAACAAGACUUUAAAACUGUCGAUCUGGCACGCAAAGUGCAGUUCUUUACUCUGGACGUCAUCUCAAGCCUCGCGUUUGGCAAGUCAUUCGACUACCUCAAGGCCGAUGGCGAUAAAUUUCGGUACAUUGAGACAACAGAGAGCACAGUCCCAGUGCUUCUGGCGACGGCCCUCAUACCAUGGUUCCUCAACAUUUUGCAGUCACCCAGGUUAAAGUGGAUCAUUCCCAGCGCAAGAGAAAUGGUCGGCAUCGGCACGGUUAUGGGCCUUGCCCAGGAAGCAGUGGAUGAGCGUUACGGCGACAACCCAAUUGUCAAACGUGACAUGUUGGGCUCCUUUGUGGCCCACGGGCUGAGCAAGCAGGACGCCGAGGGCGAGACAGUCGUCCAAAUCAUCGCAGGCUCUGACACUUCGGCGACGGCAAUUCGGUCGACAUUGCUCUUCCUCAUGACGAACCCUCCCGUUUACGCACGCUUUCAGUCCGAGAUUGACCGAGCCAUUGACGAGGGGCGGAUCUCUUCGCCUAUUACCGAUGACGAAGCCAAGAAUUUUGAGUACCUGCAGGCUGUCAUCCGCGAGGGGCUGCGGCUGUGGCCACCCGCCACGGGCCUGCUUCCAAAGAUCUCGCAAAAGGAUGAAGUUGUCUGCGGCGUGCACAUCCCUGCUGGCACCAAUGUUGCCUGGGCCCCAUGGACCGUUAUGCGCGACCAAAAUAUAUUUGGACCAGACGCAGACCUCUUCCGGCCCGAACGAUGGAUAGGUAUUCCGGACGCUAAGUGGCGUGCGAUGGACCAGCAGGUCAUGAUGGACUUUGCAUCGGGAAGCCGAUGGGAGUGUCUUGGAAAGAACAUUGCCAUGAUCGAACUGAAUAAGGUCUACGUUGAAGUAGGUUGA